AUUCAAGUUGGCCCCGUUGAUCCUAUUACCGUCAAGUGUGCACGAGUAUCCCCACAAAGACACACUGAAAGGAAUCAAGCAAGAGAUUGAAAGAAAGUCUUGUUGCCAAAAUUUUCUUGUCAUCCAAUUCCAAAAAGACAGUCUUGAUUAACAAUUCCCCCCCACCUGGCACCGCAGUUGUUGGAGGAACCAGGUGCUGCAGCGUUUUUGCUGAUUGAAGCUUUGGGGGAUAACAGAGAGGGAAGAAGAGAUGGCUGGUUUAGCUUCAGUCACGCCCCAUCCAGCAUCCUCAUCUUCUUUGCACUCCAAUUUCCAGUCCUCCUCGCCUCUUGCUUUCGCUCCGAAAACUGCCCACGAGCGUGCCUCCUGCCGCGCCGUGCUUGGGUCAUUCGGGGAUUCGUGGAGGAGCUUGUCAGCGCGGCGGCCCGUUCCGAGCGUGCUGAGAGUCAGGAAUGCAGCAACAAAGCCGGCGAAGUCACCAGCUGAAGAAGAGUGGAAGGUGAAGAGGGAAUUUCUGCUCCAGAAAAGGGUGAGGAGUGUGGAUGUGAAGGAAGCGCUGCGCCUUCAGCAGGAAAAUAAAUUCGUAAUUCUCGAUGUCCGGCCUGAAGCCGAAUACAAGGAGGCUCAUCCGCCGGGGGCUAUAAACGUGCAAAUAUAUAGGCUCAUCAAGGAAUGGACGGCAUGGGACAUUGCAAGGCGAGCUGCAUUCGCCUUUUUCGGCAUCUUUGCAGGCACGGAGGAGAACCCGGACUUCAUAACAACUGUGGAAUCCAAAAUCGGUAAAGACGCCAAGAUAAUCGUGGCUUGCUCAGCCGGCGGCACAAUGAAGCCAUCUCAAAGUCUUCCUGAAGGUCAACAAUCAAGAUCACUUAUAGCAGCAUACUUGCUGGUGCUCAACGGCUACACCAAUGUCUACCAUUUAGAAGGGGGCUUGUAUACAUGGUUCAAGGAGGGACUGCCGGAAGCUUCUGAAGAGUGAAAACCUGAGCGUCGUACCAGCGCUUUUUUUAUCAUUCUCCUUUGGGAAAAUUACGAAGGAUAUGUCGGUCGAUGCCGUCUGUCCGUCGGUUGAUGAGUACUUCGAUGACCAUGUAAACUAGACAGCUUGAUCGUUGAUAUCUUGCAGGCGUUACGCUACAAGAAUGCAUCUCCAAUCAGAACAUCGAUUUUUGCUACCGAUAUCUGUCCCAAAAUGCAUUUGGAAGUAAAAGUCUCACGCUUCUUGGAAUCAAUUCUUUAUAUGCGUGUCAAAAUGAAUGAAGCGGGAGUU
Molecule: messenger RNA, 1270 nt
Organism: Rhodamnia argentea
Lineage: Eukaryota; Viridiplantae; Streptophyta; Magnoliopsida; Myrtales; Myrtaceae
Product: rhodanese-like domain-containing protein 14, chloroplastic
Exons: 6
Coding region: 251-979 (242 amino acids)
Cellular component (GO): chloroplast
Source: RefSeq, a predicted model, not a curated record